Prunus armeniaca (apricot) is the source of this 1131-nucleotide messenger RNA. Lineage: Eukaryota; Viridiplantae; Streptophyta; Magnoliopsida; Rosales; Rosaceae. The record is from the annotation of a GenBank genome assembly.
AUGUCAAAGCCAUCUGCUGCUAUAGUUGGAGGUGCUGCUGGGGCACUUGCCUUGGUGGCAAUAGUCAUCGGAGUCGUGUGGUUCUACAAGACACAUUGCAAGAAUCUUUCAAACAAGAAUUCAGAGACAGGUUCCUCAGAUCCAUCUGCAAUAGUGGAAUGGAGUAGGGGUGGACCCAGUUCCGGGGUACGGCAGGGAGCAAGGCUCUUCACAUUGGAGGAGCUAGACCAAGCUACCAAGCAUUUUGAUGAAAGCAGCCUCCUGGGAUAUGGAAGCUUUGGCCUGGUUUAUAAAGGCUUGCUCCGUGAUGGGACGGUUGUGGCUAUCAAAAGGCGUCCUGGUGCUCCUAGACAAGAAUUUGUCUCAGAGGUAACGUAUUUGUCGGAGAUUCAUCAUCGAAAUUUAGUUACAAUACUGGGUUACUGCCAGGAAAGUGGAUUUCAAGUAUUGGUAUUUGAACAUAUACCGAACGGCAGCGUGUGCAAUCACCUAUAUGAUACUAGACUAGAGUCAUCAACUAAACUUGAGUUUAAGCAAAGGCUAUCCAUAGCUGUAGGGGCUGCAAAAGGGUUGUGCCACUUGCAUGGCCUAAAACCUCCAAUGGUACACAAAAACUUCAAAACAGCCAAUGUCUUGGUUGAUGAGGACUUCAUUGCCCACGUUUCAGAUGCAGGGAUUGCAAAACUACUUGAAAAGAUUGAAGAAGCAGGUCCUUCUCGCACGUCUAGUGUCAAUAUUUUCCAAGAUCCAGAGGUUGGAGCAUCUGGGGUUGCCUCUGAAAUGAGUGAUGUGUACAGCUUUGGGGUUUUCCUUUUGGAGCUUCUAACUGGACAGGAGGCUUUGGACAUUGGCUCCUUGGGAUCAAAUGAAAGCUUGUUUCAAUGGGUGGAAUCACGGCUGAGUUCAAAUACUCUGGUGGACAGGCGGCUAGUCGGAAGCUUCACUGGAGAGGGAAUGAGGGACUUGAUCAGGCUGACACUGCAAUGCAUGAGUUUUCCAGGAAAAAGAAGGCCCAAGAUGGAGAUGGUUGUGGUUGAGCUUGAGAGAAUUAAAGAGAAAGAAAUGGCAAUGACAACAGUGAUGGGGGAGGGUACUGAUACAUUCGCUCUCGGGAGUGUACUAUUCACUUGA